UUCACCUCAUUUUCUUCCAUAAAAAACCCGAAAACCCAAUUACAAAACAAAACAAAAUAUCUCCGGCGACUCCGAUGGACUCUAAACCCUCCAGCAGCGAAGUAUCAUUCGAGUUCCCUACCCUCUUCCGAAUCUAUAACGACGGCCGAACCGAGAGACUCAUGGGCACCGAAACCGUCCCACCCUCCACCGACCCGACAACCGGGGUGCAAUCCAAAGACAUCGUCCUCUCGCCACAAUCCGGGCUCUCUGCCCGCGUGUUUCUCCCCAAGCUCCCCGACCCGACCCGCAAACUCCCUCUCCUUAUUUUCAUCCACGGCGGCGCUUUCGUCAUCGAGUCCCCCUACUCUCCUCUCUACCACAACCACGUCUCGUUACUGGCUUCCGAAGCGAACGUCGUGGCUUUGUCGGUGCACUACAGGCGGGCGCCGGAGCACCCACUCCCCGUUGCUUUUGAAGACUCCUGGGAUGCAGUCCAAUGGGCCGCGGCCCAUUCCAAUCGUAACGGGCCCGAGGCCUGGCUCAACGAUCGCGUUGACUUUGACCGUGUUUUUAUUGGUGGCGACAGCGCUGGUGCCACUCUAACGCAUCACGUGGUGCGCCAGGCCGGGCUCUACGGUUUGGGUGGCACCAGGAUAGUGGGGAUGAUUUUGUUUCACCCCUUCUUCGUGAAUGACAAGCCCGGUAAGUUGUUGGAGGUUAUUUAUCCGACAUGUGGGGGGUCGGAUGACGCGAGGGUGUGGCCGGGUAAGGAUCCGAAAUUGGGUGAGAUUGGGUGUGGGAGGGUGUUGGUUUUCGUGGCUGAGAAGGAUUUCUUGAGGGACAGGGGCUGGGCAUACUACGAGGCAUUGAAGAAGAGUGGGUAUGGUGGGGUGGUUGAGAUUGUGGAGAGUGAAGGGGAGGGCCACGUCUUUCAUUUGUUUAACCCAAGUUGUGACAAAGCUGUGGACUUGGUGAGAAAGGUGGUUUUUUUCAUAAAUCAAGACUAAUCUACGGCCCAAGUGUGAAGAUAUGGGAUUUUAUGGUGACAAAAACGGUCAGAUGAUGUAAUUUUUGGGUUAUAACAAGAAUUAUCCAUGGUAUUAUAAAAGAUAGAUACACAAGCAUAUAUUAUCCUCAUACAGCAACCGUCAGAUGAUGCAAUUUUUUCGUGUUAUAAUAAGCAUUAUCCAUUGUAUUGUAGACUACAGGUAUACAUUAUCCAUUUUAUUAGAACUAAAGUUAUUGCUUUGAA
This is a messenger RNA of Pyrus x bretschneideri (Chinese white pear), 1234 nucleotides long. Its product is annotated as probable carboxylesterase 12. The record is from RefSeq and is a predicted model, not a curated record. Bases 75 to 989 code for a protein of 304 amino acids. The transcript has a single exon. Lineage: Eukaryota; Viridiplantae; Streptophyta; Magnoliopsida; Rosales; Rosaceae. Gene Ontology annotation, molecular function: hydrolase activity.